AUGUUGGUGAGUCUGAUAUCAGCAGGUUCUGAGACCACCGCUUCCACCCUGAAAUUCUGCUUGGUCUUCUUGGCCCACCACUCUGAUGUCCAGGCAAAGGUCCAAAAGGAAAUUGAUGAGGUGACUCAGUCGCUGCACCCACCUACAAUGGAAGACAGACCACAACUGCCAUACACCAAUGCUGUCAUCCAUGAAAUGCAGAGAGUUCUAGACCUGGCGCCAACUGCUAUCUUCCACGCCGUGACCAAAGACAUUCACUUCCAUGGAUACAACAUCCCAAAGGGCACCACCAUCAUCCCAUUCCUGACAUCAGUGCUUAAUGACCCCUCUCAAUGGGAGACACCAGAACAGUUCGACCCUGGGCAUUUCCUGGAUGAGGAGGGCCAGUUCCGCAAUCGAAUGGCCUUCAUGCCAUUUUCAGCUGGUGAGAAAUCCACAACAUUAUGCUCUCAGUUCCAGGCUUGGUGA
This is a messenger RNA of Staurois parvus, 468 nucleotides long. The record is from the annotation of a GenBank genome assembly. Lineage: Eukaryota; Metazoa; Chordata; Amphibia; Anura; Ranidae.